Messenger RNA from Harmonia axyridis, 1001 nucleotides. RefSeq lists its product as uncharacterized. The record is from RefSeq and is a predicted model, not a curated record. The transcript has 3 exons. Lineage: Eukaryota; Metazoa; Arthropoda; Insecta; Coleoptera; Coccinellidae. The coding region runs from base 588 to 995 and encodes 135 amino acids.
UCAAAAAAGAUCAACAGUCUAUCGUCUAUUCAUCUAUAUUUCGAACCAAUAUGCGGUUCUUCUUCAGGAUGCUAAAAUCACACAAAUUACAAAGUUAGAGUUGGAAAGUUGCAAAAACAACAAUUCAUGCUUACAUCUGAGAAGACAGAAUUAUUAAAGAUGAUAAGUACAGCUAUAAAAGGUCUUCUACUCAUAAAAAUCAAUCAAAAUCACAAUCAAUCUAGAAAUCUCAGAAACGUUGCCGUAAUGCAUUCGUCAAAUUUAUAGGUUAACAUUCAUAGACAGGGGAAUACAGAGAAAACAACAAUUCACGAAGUAACUAGAGCUAGUUAUACAAAUUAUCCAGCAGGAAUGGUCCAGAGUAAGUCAGGUCACAACCAUAGAUAUAUCACUUUUUCUAAUAAUCAUAAAGUUUUUAUUUGAGUCCAGCUAUUUUGUUCUCGAGGGUUCCUUCAUUUCACAAAUCUUUGGUUGUGCAAUGGGGAGUAAAAUCAGUCCCAUUUUCGCUAAAAUAGUCAUGUCAGUGCUUUUGAAAUAUUGCAUUCCUCUACUGCCCUUCCAGGUGCCGAUUACCUAUCAAUACGUUGAUGACCUUCUCCUUGCUAUUCCCGAAGACAGGACUGCUACGACUUUGGCAGUUUUCAAUAACUACGACCCACACAUUAAGUUUACUGCAGAAGAAGAAACUGAAAAUGGUGUCCCAUUCCUUGACACCAAAGCUAUCAGAUGUGCAGAACAAUGGUUACCCCAGGAUGUUUUUGAACAGAUGUCUGCAUUCUCUAUCUUCUAACCAAAUCGACGAAGUCCCACAGAUAAGAACAUCGACAUCAGUCGACCCUGCCACACAUGACAAAUAUGCAAGCCUGCCCCUCAUUCCACCAUUAACAGCCAAACUAAAGAUAAGAUCCACACCAUGUCUAGAUCUGACGUGGUUUAUCGCAUUCCAUGUGAGAACUGUGAGCCUGUGUAUGUUGGACAGACAUCACAAUGUUUAAAAAGAC